AUGACUUUGAAUAAAAUUAUAAUUGCUUCGUUGAUGAUAAUACUCAUUAACAAUGCUAAAUAUUUGUAUGAUUACUUACUAAAAACAGACACUAAUCACAUUAAAGAUCAUAAAUUGUAUUUGACGCCAUUUCUUAAAAAUGGCAAAUUCGACGAAGCUCAUAAAUUGGCAGUAGUUAAUCACAAGGAAAUGUUCAACAUUGAAAGUUACAGUGGAUACCUAACUGUUGAUGAGCAAUACAACUCGAACCUCUUCUUCUGGUACUUUCCCUUCAAGUUAGAUCCAAAAAACGAUCCUGUGGUGCUGUGGCUUCAAGGCGGACCUGGUGCGACAUCUCUUUGGGCGCUCUUCUACCAAAAUGGGCUCUUCAAAAUCCACAACAACAAAACUUUAUCAAAACGUCAGUACAGUUACAGCAGCAAUUAUAACCUGAUUUACAUCGACAGUCCAGUUGGUAUUGUCUACAGUUUCACUGACAACAACCACGGCUAUGCAAGAACUGAGUCAAAAGUUUACAAAGACCUAUACUCUGGAUUGCUGCAGUUCUACCAACUAUUCCCGGAACUCCAAGGCAACCCUCUGUUCAACAGCGGUGAAUGUUACGCUGGCAAAUACAUCCCUGCCUUUUCGUACCUGAUCCACCCGAAGAACCCCACUGCUAAGAUCAGAAUUAACCUGAAAGGUCUUAUCAUCGGCAACGGGUUCGUGGAUCCGAUCAGUCAAAUGCACUUUGGGUACCACUUGCAAGAAAUCGGACUGCUGGACCUGAACGGCAAGGUUCGAUUUAACUUGUAUGAAGAGAAAAUACGGUCCUUGAUUAAAAGCAAUCAACUCACAACCGCUGUAGAGGUUUUCGAUGAACUCCUCUUCAACUUUCCUUCUGUGCUUUCAAAUCUAACAGGGUUCAAAAGCUACCUUUUCAAUUAUUUGGACAACCAAAAUUCAGAUGACUGGGAUGCUUUGGUGGACUGGAUUCAGCGUCCUGAUGUUCGAGCUGCUAUUCAUGUUAGCUAUGACACUCCCUUCAAAAUAAUUAACCAAACAAUCCUGAAAUACUUGCAGCAUGAGUUCAUGAAAUCGGAGGCUGAUAAGAUAGCUGCGCUGCUUACUGAUUACAAGGUUAUCUUUUAUAAUGGGCAACUGGAUAUGAUUAUUCCUUAUUCUUCUAUAGAGACUGCUAUGCUAAAUUUACACUGGGAAGGAGGUGAUGAGUUCAAAAAAGCUUCUAGAAGUGUUUGGUGGAGUGGUGAUGAGUUAGCGGGUUAUGUUAUAUCUCAUAAUUGA
Messenger RNA from Cotesia glomerata, 1284 nucleotides. Its product is annotated as venom serine carboxypeptidase-like. Gene Ontology annotation, biological process: proteolysis. Lineage: Eukaryota; Metazoa; Arthropoda; Insecta; Hymenoptera; Braconidae. The coding region runs from base 1 to 1284 and encodes 427 amino acids. The record is from RefSeq and is a predicted model, not a curated record. Gene Ontology annotation, molecular function: serine-type carboxypeptidase activity. The transcript has 3 exons.